CUCCGGGACGCGUCCGCGGCCACAGUUCACGUCGUACUUACGCAACGAUCAAAUUUCAUACCAAUUUACCUCUAAAUACAAAAAUGUGGCUAAAAAAUUUCCUCAAUCGCCUAAUUCCAACAGUUAAGGCCGAAGACGAGGACCUCGUCGAUCCACUGGACACGCUAAGGGACAAGUGCAAGGCCACCUCGCACGUGAAGCACCUCGCCGAAAAGUUGGAGGAGUGUAAUAAUCGCGUGAACUCCAGAUCGCGUACGGCGGAGACGUGCAUCGAGGAAGUUAUAGAUUUCAUGCACGCGCUCGACCAUUGCGUCUCCAAAGAUUUAUUUGCGUAUUUAAAGUGAAUGAUUAAUUCAUUGUAGAUAUUAAUAAACGUUAGUUGCUUUCUGUUAG
Photinus pyralis (common eastern firefly) is the source of this 393-nucleotide messenger RNA. It is a transcript of the gene UQCR-11, whose product is annotated as cytochrome b-c1 complex subunit 6, mitochondrial. The transcript is spliced from 2 exons. Bases 84 to 344 code for a protein of 86 amino acids. The record is from RefSeq and is a predicted model, not a curated record. Gene Ontology annotation, biological process: mitochondrial electron transport, ubiquinol to cytochrome c. Lineage: Eukaryota; Metazoa; Arthropoda; Insecta; Coleoptera; Lampyridae.